UUUCUCUGUUAACUAUAUUAACAAACUUCUAUUGGUUUUGGAUAUAUACAUAUACAUAUGCAUAUAUAUAUAUAUAUGUAUAUAUCCGAAUGGGUUCGCGAUACGAAGAAAAGGUUCAAGUAUAUAUCAAGUUGAAACAUGAAGAGGCUUAUCUUAUGCUGUUCCGUCGAAUGAGUAUUUGGCGUGAGAAUACAAAAGGGAAACGACGUAACAAGAGUCACUACUGUCCAAAAUGUAAUCGCGGAUUUACGCUGAAGAAGAACAUGAAUCGUCAUUUACGUCACGAAUGUGGAAUGGCACCGAAAUAUCAAUGCCCAUAUUGCUGCAAACUAUCGAAAUUCAGUCAAAAUAUUUACUCCCAUAUUCGAAAAUAUCAUCCAGACUUUUCGUUCCUCAAUGAAGAAAUAAUCGACGAUUUAAAACAUCUUUUUGUAAAUUGUGUCUUCUUCUUCUUCUUCUUUUUUCUUUUUUGUUAACGCACCUCUAUCUAAAGAGAACGUUUAAUCUUUAAUUUUCAGAUUUUUCGUUUUGGAUCUUAUCCGAUUGUUGUUAUGAAAACGUCAUUUCUUUCGUCUCAGUUAACGAUAACUGAUACGACAAGAGAAGUAUGAUUGGAUUAUAUUGAUAAGAAAUAUACAAAGUGUUGUUUAAAUAUC
This is a messenger RNA of Vespa crabro (European hornet), 656 nucleotides long. Its product is annotated as zinc finger and BTB domain-containing protein 6-like. The coding region runs from base 90 to 476 and encodes 128 amino acids. The transcript has 3 exons. Lineage: Eukaryota; Metazoa; Arthropoda; Insecta; Hymenoptera; Vespidae. The record is from RefSeq and is a predicted model, not a curated record.